Molecule: messenger RNA, 3657 nt
Organism: Mya arenaria
Lineage: Eukaryota; Metazoa; Mollusca; Bivalvia; Myida; Myidae
Exons: 14
Coding region: 87-2099 (670 amino acids)
Biological process (GO): regulation of transcription by RNA polymerase II
Cellular component (GO): PRC1 complex
Source: RefSeq, a predicted model, not a curated record
GACGACGAGCCAGCAACAGAAGGCCGCAAAGGUAGUAUUAUUUUAGGUAAAUCUGCUGUCCAAAUUGAACUAUAUCAAUCAUAAAGAUGGACAGUUUGGAUAAUGAAGGUUCCUCUUCAUCGAGUAAAAGUGAGAUGCAGAAGGAAGAAAGCAGUGAUAGAAGCACACCAGAGAGUAGAGAUAAUGAUGAUGUUGAGGAUAAUAACUCCAACAGCAACUCAAGCUCCGGUGCUGGCUUGGAAGCUGAUGCGAAGUCUUGUGAAGGAGGCCAGAAACAGGCAGAUCAUAAGAGUUCAGACAUUAAACAGGCAAAAGAAAAAGGCAUCUUUGAUGUUAAUGCAGAGCCUAUUGAAAUUGAAGACGAUCCUGUUGAACCUGUCGAAUUUGACUUGGACCAGGUUGCACCCCCAACAGUUGAAGAUGUUGACAUUUCGAAUGUGGAGAUCAAGACAAUAGAGCCAGAUGAUGACGAUCUGUUUGCUUUUCUCAACAACACUGAUGAAGAUCUGGUUGGUGAACCGAUGCUGGGGCCUGGGGAACACGUUGCCAUGACUGAAGAGGAGAUCAAGCAGAAGGAGUUGUACAGGUACCUGACCAACAGUGACCCAACCAAACUGAGGUCAUGUGAGGUGACCCCUGCCCCUACCCCCGCCCACUCCAGUGAUGACAGCUCCGGGGAGUCGGGAUCCGAGUCAGGCUCCACAGAACAUUUGGAAUCCAGUGAGGAAGAAGAGGAGGAAGAGGUUGUGGAAAAUGACAGGUCCCCAGAGCUGAAUGCAAGUGAGAGUGACAGUAUCACCCCGGAGAAGAAGAAGAGGGGCUUCACAGAGGAUAGGAAACUAGAGAUUAUGAAGUAUGCCGUCAGUAUGGGCACAAACAAGGCAUCACAGCUGUACAAGGUGGGGAGAUCGACCAUCAACAACUGGCUUAACAGCAGUCACCUGUGUCCUAAAGGCGGUCUUAAACUUGGCCGGCCACUGUCUUACCCACGCGACCUGGAAUAUAAACUCAGAGACAUUGUGUUAAAGAAGCUUGAGAGCGGUGAAGAAGUGACCACGGAUGAUUUACGGUCCUAUGGUAAAACUGUGAUACAAGAAGUGUCCCCUGACUUCAAGGCGAGCAGAUCGUGGCUGAUAGCGUUUAUUCGGAGACACAACUUGUGGUUUAAUGGGCGAUAUAUCCGGUUGAAGACAGUGGGUGGGGAGCAGGGGCUUGAGUCUGGGGAAGAGAGUGGUAGUGGGGGAGAGGACCAUCUAGAAAGCGAAUCAGUAAAAUCAAGACAGACACCAACUUUAAAAUCCAGAAAUUUAAAGAAGGCCAGGAAAUUGCGCUUAGAACCGGGGGAACUGUCGUCAAAGACAAAAGAUAGACUUGAAAAGUCAAAGGUAGUCACAGACAAGUGGCUUAAGGACCUGGAAAUGCCAAAGCAGUUAUUGUUUGAUGAGCCAAUAAAGUUUGACAUAUUGGAAUUGAACAAGUACCUGACGUGUGGACUAUGUAAGGGUUACUUGUAUGAAGCUUCAACCAUCACAGAGUGUAUGCAUACAUUCUGCAAAAACUGUAUAGUGCGCCACUGUAUGGAGGUUAGCCUACACUGUCCUGUCUGCAACAUCCUCAUCCACCCCACAGACCCUUUCGUACACAUCAGAUUGGACAGAAUGAUACAAGAUAUUGUCUACAAGAUACUGCCUAAUAUUGCUGAAACUGAAAUGAAGCAUAUAGAAGAGUUUUACGAGGCCCAUCCAGAGGUCGAACCCAAAGAGAUCCAGGAACCUCCACCAAAGCCGAAGAUUUCACCACGGGAGAAGGAGCUGAGGAAACCCACACCUGCCCUAGUGUCACUGAUACUGGAGGCAGAGGAAGAGGAACCCCAAGCUUCGCAGCUGGAGAAGCGAUAUGUCCGCGUGACAAGUACCGCCUCAUUGGACAAUGUGUGUAACUUCCUCAAGACUAAGCUGGAACUCAACGAUGAAAAGGAGGUUGAGCUAUUUUGCUGUGGUGAUAUGGUAGAGCUGGGAACGCUACAGGACAUCAAGGACAAGUUCUACACCGAAGAGGACAACUUGCUGUUACUUCAGUACAGGGUGAGGGAUAUAUGACACGAAUGUGAUUAUCAGAGAAGAGAUUAUGUGUUCAAAUAUACCUGCAGGCAGUCAAGUGUUCCAUUGGCCUUCCAUGUCUCAAGAAUGAAUUCAUUUUGCAGUUAUGUUUUGACAAGAUGUUAGACAUCAGUUGAGAGUGAUUCUGUGUUCAAAGUUGCUUCUGCUAGACUAGAGUUUCAGUGUACGCAAAAACAUUACUGAAAGCUGUUAGUAAACACAACAUGUAUAUUGUACUCUGCCCACAGGAUACUCAUGUGUUCAUGUGAUAGCGACAUGUACUUAAGCUCACAGGAAACUUGGUGUUCAUGUGAUACUUAAAUGUAAUGUGGCCCACAUGCUACUUGGAGUGGUCAUGUGAUACUUGCAUGUACUUUGGCCCACAGGAUACUUGGAGUGGUCAUGUGAUACUUGCAUGUACUUUGGCCCACAGGAUACUUGGAGUGGUCAUGUGAUACUUGCAUGUACUGUGGCCCACAGGAUACUUGGAGUGGUCAUGUGAUACUUGCAUGUACUUUGGCCCACAGGAUAAUUGGAGUUGUCAUGUGAUACUUCCAUGUACUUUGGUCCAUAGGACACAUGGAUAGUUCAUGUGAUACUUCCAUGUACUGUUGCGGACAGGAUACUUGGAGUGGUCAUGUGAUACUUGCAUGUACUUUGGCCCACAGGAUACUUGGAGUGGUCAUGUGAUACUUGCAUGUACUGUGGCCCACAGGAUACUUGGAGUGGUCAUGUGAUACUUGCAUGUACUGUGGCCCACAGGAUACUUGGAGUGGUCAUGUGAUACUUAAUGUACUUUGGCCCACAUGCUACUUGGUGUUCAUGUGAUAAUUACAUAUGCUUUGGCCAAUGAAGUGUUCAUGUGAUACUAAUAUGUUUGCUGUACUUAUGUUGAUUGUUUUCAUUUUGUUAUCAUCUUAAGAUGUUAGAGGUUUAUAAUUGUAGUUUUAAGAAUUUGAAGAACCUUCAUUAAUUCAGUUUAAACAUUGGUACUAGCCGAUGUAUAGCUUUAUUAUAUGAAAGUAAAUAUGCUACAAGAGUUAACAUUUUGACAUACAGGUGGAUUUUUACUCAAACUUUAUCCGUCGUGAUGUUAAUCUUGUACCAAGACAUGUGUUUGUACCAUAUCUACUAUUUUGUGUUCCAUGAUACUAGAAAUUAUCAGGGAAAUGAAAAUAAAGUGCAUAUGUGUACUGCAUAAAGUCAAACUCAUUUGACUCGAUACCGCUUACCUCGAUUUGUAAAGGACUGAUUUUUUUUACUCUAUGCAUGUAUCUAUGCAUGUAUAUCCUGCUUGGCUCAAUAUUCGCUAGGCUCAAAGUAUUUUGGCCGAUCCCUAGGAGUUUGAGUCAACGGGGUUUGACUGUAUAACACCAUAACAUCGUAAUUUAUUUGAGGGUUUAAUCUCUGACAGAUGCAGCUUUAUUUCAUUAUUAGAUUUAUUUGUCAAGAUCUCAACAAUUGGUCACAACUGUCUUCGUCAUAUAAAAAAACUAUAACGUUUGUUUAAACUGUUACUUAUAUGUUACAGAAAUAUGAAAUAAAUUUCUAAAUCGUU